Molecule: messenger RNA, 2114 nt
Organism: Tilletiopsis washingtonensis
Lineage: Eukaryota; Fungi; Basidiomycota; Exobasidiomycetes; Entylomatales
Product: N-acetylhexosaminidase
Exons: 11
Coding region: 269-1999 (576 amino acids)
Biological process (GO): carbohydrate metabolic process; glycosaminoglycan metabolic process
Cellular component (GO): membrane
Molecular function (GO): beta-N-acetylhexosaminidase activity
Source: RefSeq, a predicted model, not a curated record
CAUCACCCGCACGUCGAGCUUCAAGAGAGGGCACAGAGGCCCAGCACGAGUGGCAGGUACAUAAGGCUUCAUCAGGCGCCCCGGAGCCCGGAUCUCCGCGAGCUACAGCGUCAUCUCGUGCGAGGAGGACGGCCCGCGGCGGCGACGGCUCCUAAAAGGCAGCGGUCAAGACUGGCCUGUCCCCCACAGCAGUCGAAGCCGCAUGAGUGGACGCGCAUAAAGCGCUCUAGUCCGAGCCGCAGCGGUCGCUCUCCCACCAUCAUCCGCCAUGCUCCGCCUCCCUCUUGCGCUGCUCCUCCUCGCGACGCACGUCGCUGCGAUCUGGCCUCGUCCGGCGGACUUCCGCUCGGGCAACCAGCCGCUGCGCGUCAACACGUCCGACUUUGGCUUCACGGCCGUCAGUCCGCUGCCCGACGACGUCUACGACGCCAUCAAGUCAACGACGUACUACAUCGGCGGCGACACCCUCAAGCCACUCGAAGUUGGCCGGGGAGCGGCCCGGCGCUCCGCCGUGGACGCCGCGCCGCUGCUGCGGGAGAUUCGCAUCGAGCUAGGAGGCGCUCAGAAGCUCCUUGCGAAGAAGCGAGCUGCGAGCGCUGUGCCCCGCAGUAUCACGAGCGAGAUCCAGCAGGACGUCUCGCAGCUCGACGAGGCCUACAAGCUCGUCAUUCCCGCCGACGGCUCGCCGGGCACGCUGAGCGCCAACUCGAGCCUGGGCAUCUUCCGGGGCCUCGAGACGAUCACGCAGCUCAUCUACGCGCUGCCGGGCGAGCUCACGACGGCUCACUACCUCGCGACCCGCUACAUCUGGAACGCACCCAUCGAGAUCAACGACAAGCCGGCGUUCCCCUACCGCGGUCUUCUGCUCGAUACCUCACGGAACUUUUACCCGACGUACGCCAUCAAGCGUGUCCUGACAGUGAUGUCCUUCGCCAAGCUGAAUCAAUUUCACUGGCACAUCACGGACGCGCAGGCCUUCCCGCUCGUCCUGCCCGGCCGCCUCUCGGUGCUCUCUGAGAAGGGCGCGUACGGCGCAGACCAGGUGUACACGGCUGAUGACGUCAAGGACAUCAUGGACUUCGCCGGCAAGCGCGGUAUCAACGUCAACAUCGAGAUUGACAUGCCGGGCCACACGUACAUGGGCGUUGUCGACCUCGACCCUAGCCUGGUGGUGUGCCCGAACCAGCCUGACUGGGGCAACUGGGCGAACGAGCCGCCGUCGGGCCAGCUAGCGCUCGGCAGCUCCGCCGUCGACUCAUACGUGGCAGAGCUGAUCGAGGAGACGAGCAAGCUCAUUGCGGGCCCGUACUUUGCGCACGGCAACGACGAGGUCAACCUCAACUGCUACAACGCCACGAGCAAGGAGGAGCUUGAUGCGCCCUACCUCAAGCCGUUCGUGGAGAAGGUGCACGCCAACAUCCAGAAGGCGGGCAAGACGCCGAUGGUCUGGGAAGAAGCGGCGAUCGAUUUCCCAGAGACGGGCAAGAUCCUCGCAAAGGGCACCAUCGUCGAAGCGUGGACGGGCGCAGAGGACUACGUGCCCAAGAUUCUCGCCUCAAACCCAGAUGUGCGCCUCAUUCAUGCGCCCUACCAGGCGGCGUACCUGGACGUCGGACGCGGCUCGUGGCUGGGCAACACGACGGCUCCUUCGUACGCCCCCUACGUGUCGUGGCAGAAUCAAUACGUCUUCGACCCCUACAACGGCACCACAGUCGGCGACCCUCGCAUCCUCGGCGGCGAAAUGGCGCUGUGGGGCGAGCAGUCCGACGAGAACGUGCUGGAUGGUCUUCUCUGGCCUCGUGCAGCCUCGGCCGCUGAAGUGUACUGGACGGGCGCUAGUGCCACUACGAACGGCCAGAUGGAGGAGCGCAGCAUGACAGAGGCACUGCCCCGCCUUCACGACUGGCGCUACCGCAUCGUCGGCCGCGGCAUUCAGGCUACGCCGAUCCAGCCGCUGUGGUGUGCGCUGCGCGAUGGACAGUGCAACUACCCGGCUUGAGCCCAUCUGCCUCGUCAGCGGGCUGCUCGCCACACCUGCUCCUUCCGCCCCUCACCUCCGCGCCGAAGCGCGCGACCUCCAUGCCCUCCUGCUCCCGUCUUGCGCCAACGAAUCU